Molecule: messenger RNA, 1368 nt
Organism: Solea senegalensis (Senegalese sole)
Lineage: Eukaryota; Metazoa; Chordata; Actinopteri; Pleuronectiformes; Soleidae
Product: protein LEG1 homolog
Exons: 8
Coding region: 50-1114 (354 amino acids)
Source: RefSeq, a predicted model, not a curated record
GCUCUUGACUCCCUGACAUCCCUCUGCUCUGUGCAGUAGCAGCUCAUCGAUGAUGCAUCUGGCCGUCCUCAGCGUCCUCCUGGCAUGUGCCGUGUCCCUCAGCAGCUCUGCUGUAGUUCUAGAAAAUGGCCUGCCCAUCCUGUGGGCUCAUACGACCGAACAGAUGAGUGACCUGCCGAAACAGAAUGACAUUCUGAACCCCGAUCCUUGGCACUACCUUCACCGUAUGAGUCUUUACCGGCUGAUGAUAGCUGCUACAAAUCCAUUCAUGGGAUCCAUGGGGACAGACGCUACAGACAGUCCUCUUUGGGGGCUCCCACUGCAGCUUGCAUGGAUGGUAACUUCAGGGCGUCUCGCAGAUCCAACAGGUGCUACAACCUGCGGCCUGGAAACGGGAGAUAACAUGUGCAUUUCUACUCAGAGCUGGUGGGGAUGUGUGAACUAUUUGUCCUCAGUACUGCCCUUCCUUUCUGCUGUGCAGCAAGGCUUCCUGGGGCCUGAUCUUCAGGUGCAGAUGCAGGUGCCUGAAGGUGUUGUGGACUAUUGCACCACCUACGCUGACUGUGCCACUCGUUUUCCUGAUGUCAUGUCUAAGUGGGAUGCCUUUUUCCAGGGUCUCAAGAGUGCAAGUGAGUCUCCUCUGUCUGAUGCUGAGAAGAAAGAUGCUCUCCUUGGUCUCAACUGGGCUGCUCAACUGGCUUCAACUCAUUCUUCUUCAGUAUGCGACACCAGGAAGAGCUACUACUCCUCCACAGAGCAGUCGUUUUUUAACAGCUGGCUCAACUCAGCAGAGUAUGUAGCGGCAGUGCAUUUCCAUUCCAAUAUCGCAAAAACUGUGCCGUUCAUAAGCCCUCUGCCAGGUCGAGUGCUACAGGAGAACGACAACUUCGCUGAUCUGAGUGACGAGGAGAGGCACACACUGUCCAUCUUCUCCUGGAUGCAAAGCAUCAACAGUUUUCUUGGUGGUACACUGGUGAGUAUGUGGCAAAAAGCCAUGUGUUCAGUACAAACAAGAGAGAAAGGCAGGGAAAUGCUGGAGCAGCUCCUACUCGACCCCCGGUUUGCCACGAGUUCUUUUGUGUCCCUCGUCACUGGAAUGGCAACGGGCUGCUGAAAGUAGCACACAAACACAUUUCUACAGACAACUCCUGUAUUAUGAAAGGUUUAAGGCAUGCUAAAAUACCUUUUAACUUGAUGUGUUUUCUUACAGUGAAUAAUAGCCUAUAAUACAAUAGUAUGUAAAAUAAUGCGAUUUUGUGGAGGAUGUAGAUCCAUCUGUAUUGUACAUGUUCUCAUCAUUAUCUUGUGAAUGUGUAGCAAACUCUGCAUUUCCACGUUUCAUUUUCAUUAAUAAACUCUGUAAACAAA